Molecule: messenger RNA, 2031 nt
Organism: Contarinia nasturtii (swede midge)
Lineage: Eukaryota; Metazoa; Arthropoda; Insecta; Diptera; Cecidomyiidae
Product: glucose dehydrogenase [FAD, quinone]-like
Exons: 4
Coding region: 29-1915 (628 amino acids)
Molecular function (GO): ecdysone oxidase activity; flavin adenine dinucleotide binding
Source: RefSeq, a predicted model, not a curated record
AAUAACAAAAUAAAGUGCUAAAGAGACAAUGAGUGCAUUCAAUCAAACAUUUUUACUUCCACAAUGUGCAGCGCGAAGUGUUGGUCCAGCAAAUCAACUCUUUAUUCAAUUAAUACAAGCAUUAAUAACGGCACAUUGUACCAUACCCCAGCCAGACAUUUGGCCAAUCGAUUAUGGUCCCACUGCAUGCGAUGGUGAGACGUUUGAUUUCGUGGUGGUUGGUGCUGGAUCGGCCGGAUGUGUGGUUGCGAAUCGUUUGAGUGAAAAUCCAAAAUGGAAGGUUUUAUUGGUGGAAGGUGGUGGUGAUCCGCCCUUUGAAUCGGAAGUACCCGCAAUGUUUGCCGCAAAUCAGCGAACCGAAUACGAUUGGCAAUUUUACGCGGAAUCAAAUACGGCCUGCAAAGCAUUGAAUGGCAGUUGUUUUUGGCCACGUGGAAAGUGCUUAGGUGGUUCAUCGGCUAUAAAUCUAAUGCUAUAUGUUCGUGGCAACGUUCGUGACUACGAUCGAUGGGCUGAGAUGGGUAACGAAGGAUGGGAUUACGAAAGUGUUUUACCGUUUUUCAGAAAAUCCGAAAACAAUCACUUUUCACAAUUUGUAUACGAACAUAAUAGGCGGUAUCACAGUGACGCAGGCCUAUUGAACGUUGAUUUCUACGGCGAGAGUCCAUUUGCAAAAACGUAUAUAGAUGCUGGAAUCGAAGACGGUUACAAAUUCAUAAGUGACAUAAACGCCGAUGAAUAUAUUGGAUACACAAAAGUGCAAGGCACCUGUUAUCAGGGUCGUCGACAAAGUUCGGCCAAAGCAUUUUUGGCAACGGCCAAAAAUAGAACAAAUCUUCACGUGUUGAAAUAUGGUCUCGUUCAAAAGGUUCUGCUGAACAAAAAGAAUCAGGCCUACGGCAUUGAGUAUGUCUGUAAUGGGAAGGUCAUAAAAGCCUAUGCCAAAAGGGAGGUAAUUAUGUCGGCUGGUGCAAUCAUGUCGCCGGUGGUUUUAAUGCUGUCUGGCAUUGGUCCGAAAAAAGACUUGAAACGUCAAAAAAUUCCACUAAAAUGUGAUUUGCCGGUUGGAAAACACCUUCUCGACCACAUUUAUACGUUGAUUUUCUUUCAAUUCGAUCCAACACCAAGUGAUCCACUCGCUGCUUAUGAUAACACAUACAAUUUAGCAAUUCACAACACAGGAGGUUUAACAAAUGUUGGUGUUUCAACUUUAAGCGCAUUUGUUAAUACAGACAAAACGGAGACGCUGCCAAAUAUUCAACUGAUGUACUUUUGGUUCACAAAAAAAUCACCGAACAUUCCGGCUUACAUAAGAACACGCCAAUUUAAUUAUGACAUUGCCAAAAAAUUGACCGAUAUUAAUGAAAAUAAUGACGUUGGAGCCAUUUUGGUGUCAUUACUUCAUCCGAAUUCCACCGGGUCCAUACAAUUGAACAGUAGCUCGAUUAAUGACAAACCGAAGAUUUAUCCAAACUAUUUUAGCGUGCCCAGUGACUUGAAAACCAUGAUCAAAGCUAUUCGCCAUCAAGUUUCUUACACGAUUAGCAAAUCUUAUUCGGCAAAACACGGAAAGUUUAUUAUGUUGCCUUUGAAGGAAUGUAGUGGGUUUGUGUAUGACACCGAUGAAUAUUGGAAGUGCUAUAUUACUUACAUGGCUGCUACUGAAUACCAUCCCGUUGGCACUUGCAAAAUGGGACCAAAGUCAGAUCGAGAAUCAGUGGUUGAUGAACGACUUAGAGUUCAUGGCGUACAGGGACUACGAGUCAUUGAUGCAAGCAUCAUGCCGUAUAUCACUUCUGGAAAUACAAACGCACCGACCAUUAUGAUCGGAGAGAAAGGCGCUGCAAUGGUUAUCGAAGAUAAUUUGCCUUUCUCUUCAUCUUCGACAUCAUCGUCCUCUUCUUCUACGUCUUAAUCUUCAUUGCAAGCAAAUAUUAGGCGUGCAUACAUGGUAAAGUUUUGGGGAAACUUCUUUUAAUACAAAAAAAAAUUCGCCUCACACCAAUUAUCAAAAAUUAUCAAAAGUCAUGA